Messenger RNA from Strongyloides ratti, 630 nucleotides. RefSeq lists its product as hypothetical. The transcript has 2 exons. NCBI's taxonomy places the organism in Eukaryota, Metazoa, Nematoda, Chromadorea, Rhabditida, Strongyloididae. Bases 1 to 630 code for a protein of 209 amino acids. The record is from RefSeq and is a predicted model, not a curated record.
AUGAUUGUAUUACUUACCUUUUUGCUAUGUCAUUUAACAUUAAUAAAUAGUAUCUUAUCACCAGAAGAAUAUGACUUUUAUUAUGAUCCAAAAACAAAGAAUAAGGAAGUAAGAGAAAAACGUUCUACAAAUGAUGAGAAAAAAGCAAAAAAUUUAAUUGAUCAAUUUCAAAAUACUGGUAAUAAAAAGAAAAGAGAAAUAGCAAGUACUGGUGAUGAAAAUUUUGAUAAAACUCAGGAAUACUUUAACAAAUUAUCAUUAGAUAAAAAAUUUGAAUUUAUGAGAAAAAAUGUUCAUGAAAUUGAGCAUAUCAUAGAUGAAAGUAAAUUAAUUAAUCAAGUAGGUCAUUCCAAAAUUCGUAGCAAUAGAUUAGAUGAACAAAAAAUAAACAGAGAAAAAGAAAUUAACAGUGUUAGCAAUUUUAUGAGCUUUCUUUUAUUUAUUGGAUUAAUAUGUUGUUUCAUAUAUUGUAUUUAUCUUAUGCUUAUUGGAUGUAUGACAGUUCCUCCACAACAAUCAACAACACAUAUUCUUCAUGAUUCUACUGUUACCAGAGGACCCACAACUAUCUAUCCUGUACCACCACCAACAUAUACUAGUAUUUUAAAUAAUCCCCCAAAUAAAGAUUAA